AAUCGCGCUCAGCAAUCUUCUUCCAGUCAGGGAAAACGAGGCAAGAACAAUGGGAAGAUGAAACGUAGUGAUGGAAGUUUUUCCGACAGUUCUAACAGCUUCAUUCGCCAGGUCGAGUGUCUGACCGCUGUCCAGUUUGCCGUUUGACCGCUCCGUUUAUGGCUACUAUCGUCUGGCUAAGUGCAUAAGCUACCUGUCGGACUUAACUCUGAGCUUGGCCGAAAUUUUACCUUGGACCUAGGCCAGGGAUUUUGUGAUUACACCAAGACAUAGCUAAUACCAAAACAUUUAAGUGGAGGUACACGUACAAUGUAGAAUGUAUAUUACUGCUCUACUGCAUGAUGACAGCUCUGUGUUGAUUCAAUUGUGAAAAGAAACCUGAUUGGUUACUGGGGAUUGAUUACGUUUUGACCAGGGCCACUAUCGCCAAAAACAAGAUUCUCUUGAAAUAUUCGCCGAGGGCGAAACACUGUGAUUGGUUUGCGAGGUUUUGUCAAGCCUGGCCAUAAUGAAGUUGCCCUCAGAACCUUGGUACAGUUAAUAUGGAAGAUAGGCCACAUAUUUUACCAGGGCAGCAAAUGCAAUAAACUCCUUACAGAAGGGGCUUAACAGACUUUAUUGUUACUUGACGUCAGCGUGAGAUCAUCCGCGUCAAGCUAUAUGUAUGACAGGCUGAAAUUCUUCAUGCACUGUUGCCUAUUUAGGGCAGUGGGAGACCUGUGUUAGCCACCUAACAUGUAGACACAGGUGACACAGAAAGUCGCUCAUGUGGAAAUGUAUGUCUUUCACUGUGUCCUUUUACCUGAGGAUAAUCACCUAUGCCUGGUGUUUGAGAAAAGUGUGCGAUGAUUACAGGUGGAGUUUUAACGUACCUGUUCCGAGCUCGUUUUUCUUUUAGUUUCUUUCCUACCUGUGGAAACGUUUGUGUGUGUGCAUGUCGGCUACAUGUGGUAAACUGUGUAGGUGAGGAAAACGUUGAAUUGCGAUCUGGAGCGUUGUGAUUAAUGCCGUGUCACUAUAGACUUCAUGCAGAAGAUGACACCCAAAUCGAAGAUGCUGAAAAGUGAAACAAAGGCCAGUGUAGGCUCUGCGGACUCUAACUACAGCCAGCCGUCAUCCGAUUUGUCCCUGGAUGAGGAGAGAGAAGCUCUACGUCGCGAGACGGAGCGACAGGCCCUCACCCAGCUUGAAAAAGCAAGGACGAAGCCGGUGGCCUUUGCGGUACGGACAAAUGUCUCGUACGAUGGGUCACAUGACGAUGACUCUCCUGUACAUGGGUACGCUGUCUCAUUCGGAGUUAAGGAUUUCUUACACAUAAAAGAGAAAUUUAACAAUGACUGGUGGAUAGGUAGAUUAGUAAAGGAAGGCUGUGAUGUGGGCUUCAUCCCAAGCCCUGCCAAACUGGAAAACCUCAAACUGCAAUCCUCAAACUCUGGCAGGGCAGGCAAAUUAUAUGCUAGCAAAACCAACUCGUCUUCAAAUAUUGAUAAUUUGUUGACAAAUUCCAAAUCCUCAAAUUCCAGAGGGUCAACGCCACCUACCCCAGGUGUUGAAGGGGAUCAGAAUGGGAUAGACAGUAAUGUAGGAGAAGAUAGUGAUAGCAUAGGCAACCCCAAAACCAAGACCAGCACAAGCACCACACCACCUGCCAAGGAGAAGAGGAAACCCUUCUUCAAAAAGUCUGAAAAUGUUCCCCCGUAUGAAGUCGUGCCUUCCAUGCGACCAGUAGUAUUAAUAGGUCCUUCUCUCAAAGGCUAUGAAGUAACUGACAUGAUGCAGAAGGCGCUCUUCGACUUCCUCAAACAUAAAUUUGAAGGACGAAUAAUUAUAACCCGUGUGACGGCGGAUAUCUCGCUAGCGAAGCGCUCAUUACUGAAUAACCCCAGUAAGAAGGCGUUGUUACCCAACAGUAGGGCAUCAGGAUUAGCUGAGGUCCAACAAGAAAUAGAGAGGAUAUUUGAGAUAGCGCGCACGCUCCAGCUGGUUGUGUUGGACUGUGACACUAUCAACCACCCUUCACAGCUUGCCAAGACGUCGUUAGCUCCCAUUGUAGUUUAUGUGAAAAUCUCCUCUCCAAAGGUGUUGCAGCGAUUAAUAAAAUCCCGAGGUAAAUCACAGAGCAGGAACAUGAAUGUUCAGCUGGUUGCUGCAGACAAACUGGCCCAAUGUGGAAUGAUGACCGCCUCAACCGUGUCAAUGUCGUCUUCACAGGAGUUGUUCGAUGUUAUUCUGGAAGAAAACCAGCUUGAGGACGCAUGCGAACACCUGGCGGAAUUCCUUGAGGCGUACUGGAGAGCGACGCACCCGCCUAGCACAAACCAGUCCCCGAAACACCAGAAUGCUCUGGGUGCCCUGCCCACGACCCCUCAUCUGCUGAGUCGACACUUCCCCGUUCCCUCCUCGCCACGGCCGCAGAGCGUCGAUCGAGGGAACCUUGACUCACCAGAUCGCCAUGACGACUCAGAUCAUGGCCGACAUCAAGACAUGAGCCCGACGCGAGAGCGGCUCCAUGAGAAGCGUGACUACGACCGAGGCGGUCGGGAUUAUGAACGUUCUAAGGACUACCUGUAUGACCAGCCCAAGGACUAUAUUGGCCGGGACAAUCGAGAUUACGGCAUAGGGCGGAGUCGGUCUGAGCGUUACCAUGGACACGAUAGGUUUGAUGAUAGUGCGGACUCUCCGCCUCCACGGAGCUCUCGUUAUCCUCCAAUCAAACAGGGCAGUAUAGACAUCUAGCGACCGUGAAAACUUUAGGCAUAUACUGACGAUACUCUCAUAUGGCUGAUCUUGACAUUUUCUUGUUGGGUGAUUUUAAUGUUAACUUAAUACUACUAUCAUCAUGAUGGUGACUGUCAAGUGUGCCCCUGUUUUGGGGCAAAUGAUAGAAAAGAGACAGAGAAAGAGAGAAUCUCAUUGUGAUCUAGAAAAUGCCACAACAAAAUGACAGUAAUCCUUUCAAAAGGACUCUGUUUGGAUCUUUGGCAACGUACAUGUACAGCAAAUCAGAACAGUCUCCAAGCAACAGAUCUUUUGCUUCAUAGGCAAUCUGAGCUGCCUGCUGGAAAUCUGAUAGCGAGUUGCAUUUCUGAAAAGAAAAAAAAUCAACCAAUAAGAUUUUGCUGUGCCUGCAAGGUUUGACCGAAGCCAUUGAAAGUUUUGCGUUCUCAGGACAACAGUUUGAGAAUCUCCCGAGGAAAGUUUCCAUAACCCUAGACUUUGAUGGAAUAAUUUCUCUUUUUUUUAAAAAAGAGAAACUUUCAUAGUAAAGGUUCAAGAAGUAUGGAAAUAAUGGCAAGCUCUUUAAGAACCUGGCAAGAGAUGCAACUUCCGUGGAAACUUUAUUUGUUUUGAAAAGGAAAACAAGAAGAGCAAAUUUCUUGUUCUGACUGCUUGAUAAUAAGGCUUGACACAAAGCUGGGAAAAGAAAAGCAGUUUCCAUGGUAACAAGCUCUAGAUUGUUGCAAGACCUUCGUCAGGGAUGGCAGUCUUUCUCAUGGAACUGGAUAUGGAAUGUCAACAAAACUUUCAUGGAAACAUUCCAAUCCAAAUUGCAUUCAACCACUGACUUCCUUGAGCAGAUCAAAAUCUAACAGCUGCAUAAAUGUAACAUCAACUGAAUUGGCGUGAACAUUUUGAUGAGUGAUCAAGCACCUUAUAUCGCGUUUGUUCUUGAAUGACAUCUGAAAGAGUUUGGACUGUUUGUGAUAAUUGUAGUGUUUGGUCAGCUUGAGUAGGGGCUUGUCCCUGAGUGAGGAUGCCAAGAUCACAGUGGCUGGACAAUUUGACAACUGAUGAUUGAACAUCUGAAUACAAGGUGUUUUCCACAGGGCGGUAAGCCUAGACCUUGUCAUGACUGCAGCGUUUGAUCAGUUUAAAAUGGAGCUAAAUCAUCAACAGCCGUGGCUUAAAAAAUCUACACUAAAGGAUGAAUUGGAGGAAAAGACAUAAACAUGCUGUCCGCAAUUGUUACACAGUCUCAACCAUUCAGAAACAGCUUUGCUGCAGUGAAAGUUUUCAACUGCUGUAAACUUCCAGUGCAUUAUGGAUGAAGUUGCUGUUCAAAAGUUGGUUGACACAAGCGUGCCCUGAGUCGAUGUAUAGAGUACAGUCUCAACUUAACCCACUCAGUUGGAGAAUUCUGUUUGCCGGAAUAUGCCAAAACAUAAACUCUCUAUUUAUAAAAUGAGAUGAGAACCAAAGGACUUCUGGAUCCUUCCAACGCUGUUACGUCUUGUUUGGAUUUAUUGUUGUAUUUUAUUCUGAUCAGACCUGCAGAUCACACCAUAGAUGUUCAAGCUUCUCACCCUCUGAAAGAGAACCGAAAGGAAGGGAAUUACUGGCCAGAGUAUUGUCAGAUUCAAGCAGCAGUGGUCAUAUAGUAGCGCUGGGAUUUUACCCGCUACACCCAGUGAUACAGGUAUAAGUACAUUUACAUCAGCCCCUUCUGAAAACUGCCAGCGGAUCUGUGUGUCACUUGCCUGUGGAAGAUUUGUCCCUGUAUAGCUGUGUGAAUAUGACCUUCUGGACAGUUUGGAAAUGUGAUACAAAGCUGUUGUCCAUGGAUGGUAUUAAAAACUCAGUCCAGAAAAGAAAAUCUGCAAGCUUUUCAUGGAGGUAGUACAUGAAAGCCUCAGGUUCAGUGAGCUCUGCAGUGAAAACUUGAUCGCCAUGCAGACCCCAGAGUCAACCCCGGCGGAAUGCCUCCAGUUUAUGUGCGUUUCUUUAGGAGUUGUGCAGUGAAAUUUUGAUCGUGUUCCAGACGAAGGGGAAAAUUCUUUGGCUUACCAAAUGUUUCUUGUGAAAUUGACCACAUUUGACCUUUGGAGCAUGAGAAUUCUGUUCAUUAUAACCAGCCACCAGAUUCGGGUUCCGUUCUUCAUUUAGCGGGUAACUUCCAAGCGUUCGUGGGUGAUCCAAAACAACUCACCGGAUCUCCUUGUUAUUCACCGGAUCUGGUGCUACACUACUCACCGGAUAAUCACGGAUACUCAGUUUUCCGCUUGUUGUGACACCAGCCCUUCGAAAAAAAAAAUACUGGCCACGUGUGAAGUCAUUGUGAUGUUUUCGUUUCAACUGGACUACAUAUAUAUAUAAUUAU
Liolophura sinensis is the source of this 5098-nucleotide messenger RNA. RefSeq names its product voltage-dependent L-type calcium channel subunit beta-1-like. The transcript is spliced from 13 exons. Gene Ontology annotation, biological process: calcium ion transmembrane transport. Bases 1027 to 2736 code for a protein of 569 amino acids. The record is from RefSeq and is a predicted model, not a curated record. Lineage: Eukaryota; Metazoa; Mollusca; Polyplacophora; Chitonida; Chitonidae. Gene Ontology annotation, cellular component: voltage-gated calcium channel complex. Gene Ontology annotation, molecular function: voltage-gated calcium channel activity; protein binding.